Molecule: messenger RNA, 1095 nt
Organism: Paramuricea clavata
Lineage: Eukaryota; Metazoa; Cnidaria; Anthozoa; Malacalcyonacea; Plexauridae
Source: the annotation of a GenBank genome assembly
AUGUCUAUGGUGUCUUUAUUGUUCCGAAGCUGGUUGCUGUUAGCAGUGAGUUUGGCUCAAUCAGGAAUUGAAACAGAAGAGUUUGGAGAAGGGAGCAGCUCGACUUCACAGAGCGACACCACUGCACUUGAUGAGGAUUUAGUAUUUUAUAAGCAUACAUUUCUUGAAGGUUAGUUUACACAGUCGACGUCAACUUAAGAUACUGAUUGCUGCAGAACGUUUAUGGAAUAUAGAUAGAAUAUUGUAACUAGUAAUCGGCCCCUAACUAGUGAGUAGUGUAAUACUAGUUUGUAAUAAGAGAAAACCUCUGGCAAUUCAAUAUAUACCGCGCAUUGAGCAUUCCUUCUAUGGAGAAUAAGGGUUGUUCACCAAUCAAUAUGUUUUCAAUUCUAAGGACUGUUCUCAAAGCAUGUCUUGUACACACUGGUAGCAAAAGCUAAUUGAUGAGGAUGUUUAAUGUAAGAAAUUCAAUAUACAUGAUACCAGAGGGCAUGAACUUUUGUCUCUAACGAUGAUUAUGGAUUAUAUACAGGUCCGUGAAAUGUCUUGCAUACAAAGCCGGGUACGAUCCUUCUGUUUCGGGUGUGGUUAGGGUGGUGAUUUGUGAAACACGAGGAUGUUAUUCAAAGUUGGAACUCAAUGGGUGACAACUGUAGGACCAUGAAGUGAAUUAAAAAUACUUGCCUUACAAGAACCUGUAGAGACAGGAUGUUGGUAUUCGUGAAAGGAGCAAUCCCAGAAGAAUGUAUAAAUGUAGGCCAACCUCUAUUCAUCGAACACCUUCGGGACCCUUCCGACUUUAUCACCUUGACGGGGCCACCAAGAGGGGUUUCAAUUGUUUUCAAUAUAAUCUUUUCAGGCUAUCGUUUCCCUCAUGGUAUUAUUCAAAUGACGACGGUGACAUCCUUAAUUGAAUGUUUGUUUCAAUGUGCAAAUGACGUUGGCUGCUUGGCAAUAAACUAUAGAGAGGAUUUGUUGCAAGAGAACAUGACAGAGAACUGUGAGUUGAUUGAAACGAUCGCGGUGAACUGGUCUGAUGAAUUGCUCAGAGAUGUUCGGUAUAGGUUUUACAUGAUAAUACAGAAUAAUCUACAG